Molecule: messenger RNA, 6181 nt
Organism: Poecilia reticulata (guppy)
Lineage: Eukaryota; Metazoa; Chordata; Actinopteri; Cyprinodontiformes; Poeciliidae
Source: RefSeq, a predicted model, not a curated record
GCUGCGUGAAUGGAUUUAUUUAUUAAACAUCACCGAAUUAAACCCAAUUCAACGCGGGUUCUGGUAUGUAUUGCUUUGAAUGAUUAAAGAGAAAAACGUGCACGCGGCUAACCUAACAAAGCUAGUUGGUUAGCAUCGUGUUAUCCGUCAAAACUGCAUGGUCCAAGGUAUAUUUUUGUUUCUAGAAUUCAUUACUUUAUGCUGUAGAGUACAAUUUAACUUUACAGCAUUAAGAGUCAAAACAAGCGUAAAAAGUCAUGUAAUUUUGUAGCGUACCAGUGUCUCUCGUGUGCUGUUAUAUAGUUGAAGACAUGGACUAAGGACACUUUACAAAGUGUAGUGGCCCGGAUUUUCCACUCUUCAUCCUACAAACGAGUAACACUUAAGGUAGUGUGCGUUGUAAGGAAUUAUUAAUUCAAAAAGUCGCCUUGUUCUCAUUUCCAGCUGCUACAUUAAUUCAAACUACUUUUCUUGUCGUCCGAACACCGAGUUAAACAAAUAGAGUAGUUGUUCCAGGUAUAAAGAAAGUGAUGUUGAUGUGCUCACACUAAAUGAUUCUGAAAAUGGAAGCUGCUUAGUUUUUGUCGUAUUCUAUAGUUUAUAACUUGACGAUAUUGCCUUUCCAGUAGAGUCAUGGCAUAGGCCGCUUAUAGAUGCUGUGUCUGAAUUCAGAACAGUCUUAUGGUCGCAGAAGGUCCUCCAUGGUACACUCAGGUACACUUUGUACACGAUGUGUUUUAAAAUAACCAACACAUUUACGUCGGUGUGCAUGCGAUGUUAUUUAACACUUUAAAAGUAAUAUUCAGUACCUUGACAAGUUUAACGUUAUUUGACUGUUUGAUGUGAUUUUAAUUGAUAAAAGCAGAAUUUUCUAAAACGUUCCUAAGUAAUGGUGAUGCCUUUAUAUUUUAAUUGACAUUUUAUACUACUGUGGUCAGCAGGAAACUGGAUUUGUAGUGUUUUUGAUGAACCACCAGUGGACACAAAUUGUAUGUGUGCUCAUUUACUCAGAUUUUUUUUAUGUUUUUACCUUUUUACAAACUUUGGACUCAAUAUUAUGGCAGAACUCGAUUAGAAUAAAAUCAGCAGAUCAGGUAACAUUUUCUGUGUAGACUGUGGAGCCUGGUGAGUUACAAUUAAGAAGAUGCAAAGGUACAAAAAACAACAACAAGACAGGCUUCCCUAAAAAUGGAGGAAAAAUUAGUAAAAAUGUUAUUCAAUGCAAGAAAGUUGACGUUAAGCCAGCAUGAGCAUUCUGGUCAGAAUUAGCCUUUUAAUAAAACCAAUAUAAAACAAAUUAUUAAAACAACAUGGACAUUGUCAUGUAUGUUAUUUAUAAAGUGUUAAAUAACCUGUAUCCUGCGUCUCAAGCACUAAGGACUGGAAAAAGAAACCACCACCCUCCUGCAACUCUGCAAGUCUAGAAAAUGGAAUGAUGGAUGAAUAAAUAAUACCUGUUAUUUGAUUACACUUUAUUGUCAUUGUACUAAACAAAACUAUUAGUGCCACUGUAUGUAAGGUGUGUAACAAACACAUUAUACGUCCUAAACAAUGCACACACUCAAUAAGAAAUGAUGGAUAACUUGCAGCACAACCUCUCUAAAAUAUUUGUAGAAAAGCCAUCUACAAAUAAUGGCACAAAUAUUUGAGAAUGGAUAGAACAUUUAAGAACCAAGGUUACAGUUAAUUAUAGAAAAAUAGUCUUACCAUUUUGGAGUUUUUCAAUGGAGAUACUAAUGUACUUGUUAAUUUGAUUGCAUCAUGCAGAUAAAUGUGUAGAGGUUCAUAAUUUGUUAAACAUGUCUCGGCACAAAACAUCGGCCCAACACCAGUAUGAAGGUAUAUCGAGAUUUUUAUAAAACAUGUUUGUGUUUUUUGCUCAUACUGUUGCUGAGGUUUAAAACUGUUUCAAUCAGAUGCCAUAGUGAUCCGAGUUUUUACUGUGUAGCUAGAGAUUAAAGUAAUACAUCGGUGCUUCUUUCUUAUCUUUAGGUGCAUAUUCCUUAUCUGCUUCGGGUUGGUUACUUUAAAGCAUCGAUUCACAACAAAUGUCAUCUCUAGUUUUGUUUUACAGAAACGGUCACAUUCAUUCAUUUUAUUCAAGGAAAGCCAGCCAUCUGCAUUAAGUAACAGAUUUUGCAGUGAUCAUGUUUCCUGAACAAACGUGGUGAUAGUGGCUAGUUGACAGCAUUGUGUUGUUAACUUUGCAGCAAUCCCUUUUGCUAAACAAGCAGCUAUUGCCCAGACUCAGGCGUUUGGAGGAGACAGAUUAGAUGCACACACACAAAAUGUAGAGGCACCGACUCUGGAGUACUAAAUGAAAAAGUUAAUACCAAGUGUAGCUUCUUCAGUGGCUUCAUGUAGGAGAGAAAUACAGCUAAACACAGACACUAUGAUGCAGCUGCAAAAAGAUUAUGUGCAAUAAUGAAAAACGGACCCAGACUCAGCAAUAGCUGCUUCAGUUCCUUUAUGUACGAGAUGAGGUCAAAAAGACAGGACCAACUAUUCAAAUAAUAGAAAAAGCAUCUUUUACAUUUCAUCUUUCUAACCUAACCUUCUUUCCCAUGCAUUUUUCUAAGUUUUUAACCUGUGCUUUGUGCUCAUUUGUAUCCUCCCCCUCAGCUCCUCUGACCAUGAGCCGGGCCGCGGUGUUCUGAGCGGCAACGGGCAGCCGUGGAACCAAGGACCGACAGCUGUUUGCCGAUGUCUGGUGAAAGCAUUGGUUUGGAGGCUUUGGCCUCACCGCAGGCGGGGUAUUUGGGAAAAAUUCAGGAAAGAGCUGCUUCACUGGGGGACUGUCCUUGGUGUAACACCAAAGGGUUGACCUUUGCCCUACGCUCCUAUCGGAUCAAUCUCCAGGAAUCCAUAACCCUCUGCACAAACCCACAGUGUCUUUUUCCGCUGGUUACUCAGCCCCUGGAAGAUGUUGUGGCUAGCCUGGAUCCUGUGGACCCUACGGUUGGGAACAAAAGGAAAAACGCCUUGGCUGUGGAAGAUGUGAUUGAAUCUCCGCUCAAACGGCAGCGACUAAGCGAACAUGGCGAUCUCCGACCACAGAGUGUUUCUUACGUGGCUGUCAGUUCUCUAGAGAAUUGCUCUUUAAACUCUGUGACAAAUGGGCACAGCAGAAACCCAAACACUGGAAGUGAAAUGGGGAAUGGAUACCACAAAGAAAGUCCAGAUGUCAAGACAGCGGACUGGGACAAUGGAGACGUUCAGGACGGGGAUGAUCCUGCUCCCUCUGCAUGCUCCAGUUCUGUUGAAUCGUCUUCAGACGUUUUGUUGGCUGAUAAUGGAGCCGGGCCCCCUUCUCUCUCUCCUCACCUUGUCUACCCAGAUGCAGCAAAGCAGAGCAAUGUUCCAGCAUUGAACACAUGCAGCAGAUCCACUACCAGUCAGGCCAUUUAUCCAGAUAAUAUCAAAACCUCAUCGCCUCUAUGCAAUGUGCCGAUGGAAUCGAAGGAAUCCCUCGAGGCGGACGUCUCCCCGUGUCGAGACCGUAACGGUUUUCGUUCAGAGAGUCGGGAUUCGUUGGACAAAUUUGUCUCUGUUCCAAAACAGCUUCUGUGGAGAAACAGCAACAACCUGUGCUGGCUGGACUCUCUGCUGGCUGUGUUGGUGAACUGUAAGAGCUUGAGAAAACUUCGACCUGAACAUCAGCCUCAGCGCUCGUCUGUGUGGCAACUGCUGAGAAAACAUGAAGACAUCUGUGCUGCAGUCCAGGAAUAUCAGCAAACUGACAAAGAUGGUGUUCCCCGGGUGCCGAGUCAUGUGCUGCAAAACGCCCAUGUUGACUUGCAGAGUCUCAGAAUGUCUGUUUUCAAGCUACUGCAACCCAAACUGCAAUGCAAACUGGGUCAGAGGGAAACUCCUGUUUUUGCCAUGCCUCUUCUGCUCAAGUUGGACUCCUGGGUGGAGCGUCUCUUCCAAGCAACUUUUUUCUGGGAGUUUAAGUGCAGCGCAUGCAAAGUUGUCACAAAAGAAAGGGUUGAAAAAACUCUCCCAACUUUCACAAAUAUUGUGCCUGAUUGGACUCCUCUCAAUGCAGCUCAUUUAGCUCCUUGUAAUGCAUGCAGCAAGAAGAACGAGAGGAGGACGAUGUUACUGGAGAGUGUACCUCCGGUGUUUGCACUGCACUUUGUAGAGGGGCUUCCUCACAACAACGUUAGGAACUACGCCUUCAGCUUCCAGAGGAAACGCCACUCGGUGACCGCCGUCAUCCAGUACAGCCAACAACGCAACCACUUCAUCACCUGGAUUUACAAUGAGGAUGGAUCAUGGCUGGAGUAUGAUGACUUAAAAAAUGCUUGUGAGACCCACCAGCACUUGCAGAUCCCCACUCAGGAAAUUCAUGUUGUCUUUUGGGAGGAGGAAGAGGAGACGCAGCCGUCCUUCUGCUCUCUGUCCAGCGUGUUGCUAGAACCAGCUGAGAUUGAAGCGGUUCCCAGUUUGAAAGACUUGAGCACAGAAGAACUAUCAACCCAACAAGCAGACGACCCGAGUAGUCCUGUGAGGACUGAAAACGUGGUUUCUUCUUUACCGGACAGCUCCGUCCCUGCAGCAGGGGGCAACUUGUGUCACAACACCAAUGCUCAGUCUGCUCUCAGCAGCAGCUCAUGUGAGUCAGAGUCGUCGAACAACUUGGUGAGUGAUCCCACGUUUGUGCCCAAUGCAAAAAAACGACGAAGCAGACCACCUAACCUUAGGAAAACCGUCGGCAGGCGGAAAGGUAAAACAGCAGCUUCCUCCAAAGAUCCUCCGCCUGAACCCUCAGAGCUACCCGAACCCUCUGAGGCGCCUGAAUCCGUUUGCUCUGCUCAAAGUAACAUAGCUGCUGUUACAGAGCAGCCAUCGACGGUGUCUUCUAUUAACAUCUCCCCUCCGCUCUUGACUCAGAAGGAUCGCUGGUCUUACAUACUAAGCAGACACCCUGUCAAUCAAGCUUAUAAAAACAUUUCACAUCCUCCUCCCACACAAAAUGCCAUAACAUCUGAAGUGAAGCCGUCUCAUCCCGACCCGGUUAAAAAUGGCGUAAUAUCUGAAGGGAAGCCAUCUCAUCCCGACCCGGUGAAGAAGCCCCCGAUUCCUGCCAGAGUCCCCAGACCUCCGCUAAGUUCAGACGAACGUACGGGUCUCCCACCAAAAGCUGCAGAGAUGUAUGGUGGCUUUGGUGCAAAGAGCCCCAGCCCCGUCAUUCCUCCUCCAUCAUCUCCAGCUGUCCCGUCCGACCACCCGGCCCCUGCCACAUGGACGUCUAGUACGUCUCCUCUGCUCACUGAAAUAUCUUCAUUUAAAAAACCAGGAAGCUCAAAGAUUUCUUCAGGUCUGAGUGACACUGAAACCCUCAGAUACAAACUCUUGAAGAAGCUUAAAGCUAAGAAAAAGAAGCUGGCCAAGCUGAACCAGCUGCUGGGAUCCGGAGGAGGGGCCCACCUCAGACCGGACAGCACCGACCUCAACUCUCCAAGCACCGUGAGCUCCAGCACCUACGACGGCUACGCCUCCUCUGACCUGUUGUCCCCGGCAAUGACGGCCAGCAGCCUUUCCCCGGACAGCACUGGCUUCCUGGAGAUGUUGGUUAGCGGGCAGGACGGGGCGAACCAGCUGGACUGUGUGGUUAGCGGCGCCGGAGCUCUGACUCCAACCAACUGUCAAACAACUCAGCAUGAAGGUCACAACUUCCUGGAGGAGUUUGAUUUUUUCUCGCAUUUCUUAACCUGAAGACAGAGAUUGAGGACGCUGGUGCACUUUAGCUUUUUACUUUUCAUUAACACUGAAGGCUGCAAGCACAGUUGACAAUAAAAACAUGAUGUGAGAUGGUUUUGUAAGCUGCCUCGCCUGUUUCUUCAUUUACAGAGGAGUCCUUCAGUUUGUGUUCGACUACAAUUUUACAGCAAAUGCACUCGAUCAUAAAUUUUUUUCUGUAAAUGUUUUUUUUUUUUUUUAACCUUUUUCAAACAUUGCACUUUGUUUUUCUUGAGUACUGUAUGCAAAAAGAUCAUGCAGAAGCCUGGUUAAAGGCAGAAACCUUUUUUUUUUUUUUUUACAAGUUACUUGAAGCUGAGGUUUUUAAUGUCAUUAAAGUAAUUUGAAUUAAUUGUAAUUUGAAGGUUUUAUUCAUUUGUAAAUUAUCAACCUUUGGCCAGCUGUUAAUGUAAUAAAAUAUUUCUACUGCUUUUGA